CAAGCGGGAGAUGCGCAUAAUCAGGAAAUGAGUUCGCGCUCGCGUAAUUUUAAAAACAGAAUAAAUUUGGAGAAAGUAAAUCCAAUCAACAAUGGAUUCAUGUGAUGCGGGGCUUACAAACGACUGGAAAAACACGAAAGAAGCUGUUGCAAACUUUCGAAGUCUGCUUCUCUGUUCAAAAUGCUCUCAGUUAAUGAAGGAUCCUGUUUGCCUCGGAACAUGUGAACAUAUGCUAUGCAGGUCCUGUGCUGGCCCAAAGGCAGGCGAUGGUUGUGUGGUGUGUCAGAGCCCUUCCUGGGUAAAAGACAUUCAAAUCAACAGACAGCUCAGCAGUAUCAUAUCCCACUUCUGUGCCUUGGAAUCGAUAUUAAACCCCAAUGGAAAACCAGACUCCUCCAAAGGAAUACAAGCAGAAAGCGAGAACACAGUCUUAAAACACAAGAAGAACUUCAAGAUUUGGUUCAGUCCUCGCAGCCGCAAAGUGCGCUGCAUGUUGGAAACGGCUCCAAAAUUCUUCAUACCUGAAAGCAAGAAAAAAACAACUGAAGCACAGCCAAGUGCUCCCAUGGCUAAAGUCGGCGACCUGACAGUUUUCAACUUUGCCUCAUCUUCCCAGGACUCUUGCUCCUCUUCUCCAACAUCCACUAAAAACGGUAAGAAAAAGAAAAAGAGGGUCAAUGAGAAAAACUUUGGUGGAAAAAAGAAAACUCUGAGAAGAACCACCAAGAAACAACAGAAUGUCACCAUAAAGAAGACCCUCGAAGCUAUAAACGAGCAAUGGGGGAAGACCGAAGAAUCAGUGAAAAGAAAGUCGAGUAAAAAGGUUUCAUUCUGCAGUCCUGCUGAAAAAUAUGACAAUAAUCUCAGCCUUGUCUCUGGCGAUAGCACCUUGAAAGACAUACUUAAAGAGGGUAGCAUCGCUGCACCGAACAACUCAAACUUACUUUGUCAGAAUGAAUCAGACAGUGUUCAGGACACACUGCUAGAUUCUUACGCCAUCCCAAUAAAGAAGCCUACAAAACAGGCCAAUCUAUCGCCUCCACAGCGUUCCUCGAAACGUUCAAAGUCUGAGGAUGAAACCAUCACCCUGGAGACUACACCAAAAAGGAAAGCAGUAUCACCAGGCACCUGUCAGAAAUCACUGAGUCACUCACUUGCUGAUGCUAUUAAUUCUCAGUCCUUGUCCAGCCCGAUUGGUAAACGAACCCCUCAAAGAGAUGGAGGUGAAAGUCCCCCUGGUGCCAGUACUGGCAUGGGUAGAAAAUCUCCCUCUUCAUUGGGACGCUGUAACUCUGGGACUGCAGCAGUCAUGAAGAAAAACCACAAAGGAGAGACCCCGCUACAUUUGGCCGCUAUAAAGGGUGAUGUUGAAAGUGUCAAGGAACUAUUGGACCAAGGUGCUGACCCCAACUUGAAGGAUAAUGCGGGAUGGACACCGCUGCAUGAGGCUUGCAACCUAGGUCACCUGAUGGUAGUGGAGGCACUAUUAUCAAGGGGGGCCUUGUUGAACACUCCCGGCUAUGAAAACUACUCUCCACUUCAUGAUGCUGUGCGCAAUGGGCACAUAGCCAUCGUCAAAUUGCUGCUACAGUUUGGAGCCUCACAGAGUGUGCUUAAUCUUCAUGGCAAACGGCCUGCAGACUACGCUGUAAGUCAGGAGAUGCUCGACAUUUUCCAGGAAGCGUCUGGGGAACCCCAGGAUGCUAAUACAUCUAUGAAUAGCCCGGCCAGUCUUUCUUUAGUGGAUAGCUGUGUGAAGCAGGAUGAAAUUGUUUUGUUUCUGUCAAGCAAGCUGCAGCAAACAGGCCAGCAUCAGUUUGCCAAGCUGAGCCAGCUUUUGGACGGAAGGAUAACAGACUCCUUUACUUCUUCGGUAAGUCAUAUUGUGGUGCCUGAAGGACCCACGCCGCGUACUUACUCCAUCCUCCUUGGACAUCUUGCUGGCUGCUGGAUCGUCAAAUACAGCUGGGUGGAGGCUUGUUUGCAGGCAGGCAAGCGGAUGCCAGAAAACGAGCACGAAGCAGGAGAGGGCCCCCGGCGCAGUCGCAUCAACCAAUGCAGUUUGCUCCCACCGCUCUUCGACGGCUGUUUCUUCUUCCUCUUGGGCUCCUUUAAGUCACCUAAAAAGAAUGAGCUGGCCAAUCUGCUCCGCGAAGGAGGAGGUCAACUUCUGAGUCGGCAGCCCAAACCUGACAGUGAUGUGACUCAAACACUAAAUGCUGCUGCCUACCACGCUAUGCCAGGAUCAGACCAGGCUCUCUGCACCCAGUAUAUCAUCUUUGACCAGCAGGGCCCACAUAAGCCAGCUGUGGUUCGAAGGGGCAAAGUGUGGUCUGCUCCCUCCUCAUGGAUCAUCGACUGUAUCGCUGCUUUCCAGCUCCUUCCUGUACCAAACCUUGCAUCAGAAUAGUCUUUAUUUUUAACACCAAUUUCUGUAUUUGCUUAUCACAAGAAUUAUUUCAUCUUUGUGAUUUGUUGCAACAAUGUUGAUGUGAUUUAAUGUUUAUUAUGGAAAUACUAUAAGUGACGGUUACUGUGUGUAUUACCCUCAGUGGAUUAAAUGGAUGCCUUAUGUUUUUGAGAAAAAGUAUUACAUGGUCUGCUUUGAUCUCAUAGAUUCAUACUAUAUAGUACAGUGAUCCCUUGUUUUUCGCGGUGAAUGGGGACCGCGAUGUACCCUCACUUACACACAUGCACAAUGAGUUGCCACAGCACACUACCGCUUGUGUUUAACAAGCUCAAUGAGCUCAUACAUUCGGCGCCUUUCAAGCUUCUCUGGCAAGAUCAAAGCUUCAGAGCUGUUACUUAUCGUUAACUUUAAUAAUCAGCUGCUUGUUGAGCAAGAAAAGCAGCAGCCGGGAGAGGUGAGAGGCUCUAUGUGAUCGAAUCGGAACAUCUCUAAAAUACUGUAUUUUUUAACUGGGAAAAAAAAUCUGUGAUUGACUGCUGGCGCGAAGUAGCAAGGGAACACUUUGUUUUACUGUGUCUCAUUUGUUGUAAACUGCAUUGAGAGGUAUGGUAAAAUCAAUAUUUUAGUUAAGGAGACCAAGGUCUGAGCUGUUAUAAUAAUGGAUCCCUUGAAUGUAGCUACUGUACAUACAUAAAACUACACUGUUAUGGCAAACUGACUCGGCCGAC
This is a messenger RNA of Corythoichthys intestinalis (scribbled pipefish), 3138 nucleotides long. Its product is annotated as BRCA1-associated RING domain protein 1-like. The record is from RefSeq and is a predicted model, not a curated record. Gene Ontology annotation, biological process: protein K6-linked ubiquitination. Gene Ontology annotation, cellular component: BRCA1-A complex; BRCA1-BARD1 complex. The transcript is spliced from 11 exons. Gene Ontology annotation, molecular function: ubiquitin-protein transferase activity; protein binding. Bases 92 to 2410 code for a protein of 772 amino acids. NCBI's taxonomy places the organism in Eukaryota, Metazoa, Chordata, Actinopteri, Syngnathiformes, Syngnathidae.